Messenger RNA from Ananas comosus (pineapple), 3285 nucleotides. RefSeq lists its product as uncharacterized. The record is from RefSeq and is a predicted model, not a curated record. The coding region runs from base 17 to 2944 and encodes 975 amino acids. NCBI's taxonomy places the organism in Eukaryota, Viridiplantae, Streptophyta, Magnoliopsida, Poales, Bromeliaceae. The transcript is spliced from 11 exons.
AAUUAAAAAAAAAGCAAUGGAAAGAGAGAGCAAACCACCAAAGGGGCCAAUCCAGGUGACUUUGUUACCUGCAACACUUGAAAAGUUGAUAGUGGCUUGUGCAGAGAGAUAUCAAUAUCUUAUUUACAAGAUCUAUGUGCCACCACAUCACCUACUUUGUCCUAUUUCAGGAACUAUUCAUCCAAAGAAAAAAGAAGCAAUCCAUGUGAUUCUAAAAUCGGCGAUUCUCGGUGAUUCCCGUUGCCCCCUUCUUCCUCCAAGUAGAAAGUCAGAAGCCAAAUUUCAGCAGAAAACGAGCAAAUUCUGGGAGUUUGAGGAGAAAAGCAACACAUGGGUGGAGAUCACCUUGCCCUUCGAUUUGAUCUCCUGUGUCAACAGCACCUGCACGAAGGUCGGAUCGAUCGACAGCGUCAGCAACGAGCAGAGCCAAGUUUCGGUUCAGCACGAAAGGGGAGGCGACGAGAGAAUUGAUAAUUCUGAGCCGGUCCUGCCGAUCAGGAGAAGGAUUUCACUGACUCGAAUGUCGGAGGCGUCGGUUUGGGUCACGGGGCAAAGCGGAUCGAUCUACGAGAGGUUCUGGAAUGGGGUGCAGUGGGUCAUUGCUCCUCAUGAGCUCCAAACUGAAGCUGGCUAUGCUGUUUCUACUUUCGUAGUAAAUCAAACCAUUCUCGCUUUGUCAGAAGCUGGAAUUCUCUAUCAGCUGCAACUGAAUGAGAAAUCUCAGCCUAUCUGGACAGAACUAGUGUUUAAAUCUGAACAGCAAAGCACGAGCACUGACGAAACAGAACCAAGUCGAAUCGUCAGAGUAAAGUCGGGCGUCGUAUCCUGCGAUGGGAAGAGACUGCUUUUAUCUGCAAUGAAUGGGUCAUUGAUCGAGAUCAUCGAAUUCCAGCCACUGAGGUGGGAUAAUUAUGGCCGACCACCGGGUGGAGAUGUUUCCGCUGUGGCCGACAUCGGGAACAUUAGACCAGGGAUCUUGUUCACAAUAAGUUCUGCUGGUGAUCUUUACGAAUUCGACAAGAACUCGAAACCAUCAUGGAAGAAACAUAUAUGGAGCGAGGCAUCGAUGAAAGAAAAUUCACUGAGGCCAUCGGCUGGAUGUACUUUGCAUAACAUAGUUGGCGCUCAAUCUGUUUCUCUUUUCCUGAUCUCUAAGGAUGGUUUUUUAGUAGAGCGACGGUUGCACAGAAGGAAGUGGAAGUGGGCGAUCCACGGAGCACCGAACAAUCAGCAGUUGAGUGCUAUUACGCCAAUUCAACUAAAUAAGUUACAUGGAAAGAAUUCGUCUUUGUUCUUAACCACGACAACCGGACGCGUGUUUGAAUAUCGGCUUCUCAAACAUUCAGGCGGCACCCACGGUAACAAAAUAGAAGGGCAGUGGAUAAACCACAAGUUCCCAGGGCAAGCAAAGGUUGCCCGAGGCGUACCAGGAGUCGAGAUUCAAAUUGGAAGAUUGAUAUUCCCGCUCGAUGAUGGUAGACUCGGGGAGCUGCAUUUUCCUGGCAUUGGAGGCGAUGAUUCGGGUCCUGCCCACAUAAGUAGCAUAAGAAGGAAAGCUUCGAAUAAGUACAAGUGGUCGAUCUUAGACGCUCCCGAAACAGAAGGGUGGAACGCAGAAUACUGCACCGAAGAACGAGGCCUCGCAAACUGCAUUCUAGGAAUAAACAAUGUAGUUGAUAAUAGCGAAACAAAUAUGCUGAGAAGGCGUAAGGGAGACGAGCAGGAGAAUUACGUAUCUCUGAGCAAUCAAGAAAGUGACGGAAUAGAAAAUCACAACUUCUUAACAAGGAGCAUUUACCUUAACUUUCGAAUGAGAGUGCUGCACGCCGACAGAUCGCUUUUCCUCGUAACGGAGAGCGGAAUGACUUUCGAAUAUCUUUACACCGACAACGUCUGGCUGUGGCUAAGGCAUGAACACACGACGGGGAUGAGGGGCCUGUUGGGAAGCUACAAUGGAAGCUUGUUCUUGGUGGAUGUAAAUGGAUACUUGCUUAUUCGAGAAAGAAACGGAGACGAGUUAUCGUGGAUCAAUUGCACAGCCAUGAAGAAGGGAAGGCAGGUGGCAAGCGGGCCGCCGUGGGACGGAAUUCCCGGUAGAUCGCAAAGAGUGACCGUCGAAGAUGCCAUCUUCUUUGUCAACAAGAAAGGGAGAUUGAUUCAGUUUACGGUCGCAUUGCGAAAAUUCAAGUGGAAAGACUGCCAGAGCCCUCGGGACACGAGGAUCGCAUUCAUCGUGGACCAGGAGGUCUUCAGAAUGAACAUCGUAUUCGUCGUCGGCCGCAACGGCCGCCUGUACCAAUACAACAGGAUCACGGAACUAUGGCACAAGCACCGCCAAUCCCCUCACCUCGUACUCUCGAGAAACCCAGGAACGGCCGCGCGACCGUCCCUGCAGUCCCUGUCGGGCUCAAUUUUCAUGAUCUCAGAGAGCGGAGGCCUCGUCGAGUACCACUGGAGCUCCCAAGAUGGCUGGGAGUGGGUAGAGCACGGGACUCCGUAUCGAGACGUCGCACUAGUCGGCGCGCCAGGGCCGUGCUUUGACGGAACUCAGCUGUUUGUGAUCGGUUCUGACGGUAAUGUUUACAGAAGGCAUUCAGAUGGAAGAACAUGGAAAUGGACGAGCCAUGGGCAUCCGACUGAGCAGAAUUCGGAUUCGGAAGGGGGUCAAGAAAGGAGAGAUGGUCGUGUUUGUGCCGUCGGCGAUCCUAUGCCUGCGAACUACGAGGCCUACUACUCGAACAGUUUCGCUGGAAACUGCAAUGAAAAGGUGGCGCCAAUUCGACCAAUACCGUUUUCCGAGAACUCGGUGAUCUUCGAGUUACAAGAUGGAAGGCUUGCGGAGCUGCGGAGACCGGAGGAGGCCGGCGACUGGGGAUGGGCGCGGAUCGUCGGCACGCCGACGAGCCCGUGCUUGACGAGCUACUGGACGGCGGUGGCGGCGUGAAAUGCGGCGCCACACUAAACAAGCCAAAUUCUAGCAUUGUACAUAAGAAGAGAAGCAAAAAAAACACAAACACACAUCUUGUUUAUAGUUAGAGAAAGUAAAACAUAGAAACAUUGAAGGAGAGAAUAUAUGUAAGCAGGAGUUGUAUCAUGCCAUGCAUUUUGUAUAGGAUAGUUAACAAAUUGUAGUACGUACGUGCAUGGAAUAUAAUUCUAUUUAGUAGUCAUAUAUGAAGGUGUUUUUGUGACUCUUGGUUUGUUCAGAAGAGAGCCGGGAAAAAUGGAUUUUGAGUUGGACUUGUUUGGAAAUAAUACUAGGCUAUAUAUGUUGGGUUACGUAGA